AUGAUGCAGCUCAAAAUCCCUCUAUCAUAUCUCCUCCUGGUUAUCUCCGAUUGAAGGAGGAUGAUCCUUCGCAAUGGAUUAUUAAUAACAGAAAUUUACUCAUGUUGGUUCGAUUUUUGGACUUGGAAAAUGUUAAGGAGUUAACAGAUUCCAUAAUGCAAUUCAGUGAGCUCACCCACCUCUAUCUCUACUUCACUGAUCAUAUUUGCCUCCCGGAUAACUACUUUGUCACAUUCACAAGGCUUACACAUCUCUCUCUCGACUCUUCUGAUGUUGAAAUUGAUGAGUCCGUUAUUCACAGCUUAAGCAAGCUAUCCAAUUUACAAACACUACAUCUGCGAUUAUCCAUUUAUGAUAGCUUGGAAAAUUUUAAUAUGCCUGUCAGCCUCAAACAUCUCUCUUUAUCAUCUUGCAAUAUGAGGCCACUUUAUGAUAGCUUGGAAAAGUUAACUAACUUAAGGAGUCUGGAUCUCAAUUCCUGUGAUUAUUGCGAGUCAUUGCCACCAUGUAUGUAUAUUCACAAACUCAGGCUUGUGGAUUGCUCCUUCGAGUCACUUGACUCACUUCCUAUUGGCCUACAUCACCUGGAAAUUUUGUUUUUCAAAGAUUAUAAUGACCUGAGAUGUAUCUUUGAAAAAUGUUGGAAUAAAUUAGUCAACCUGGAGACACUCUCCAUUACAUGUUCUAAAAUGGAGUUCUUUCCUGAAGAUAUAGCAAGACUCCACAACUUGCAAGAAUUACAACUCAAAGACUGUAUCAGCCUCGAAAAACUACCAUCAAAUCUACAUGAGUUAGUCAAUUUGCAUACUCUUGAUAUCAGCGUCACCAGAAUCAAGACCCUUCCUCCUAGUUUUGUGAAGCUGCGCAAUCUACUACACUUAAUCCUCCCCAAGUGUUUUAACUUUGAAAGAUUGCCAAGGAAUCUGAAGCAAGUGUCCAUCAUCGAUGACACAGAAGAAGCAUACUACAAGAGCAACGCCUAUGAUGCUUCCCUUUACCAAGCCUCAGCCUCCGAUGAAAGCGAAGAUGAAGUAACUGUUGUUCCUAGAGUAGAAAUUCAUGAAACUGUCCCUGAUGAGCAGACAUCAGCAGAUCCUUUCAACAGUAUAAGUAUGGGCUCUAUUGAGCACAUAACAACAGCACAAGGUGGUAUUGAGCAAGAUAAUGGUGAGAACAGUCAUCAUGAUUUAGAAAAUGGGCAGAAACAGGUCCCUCAACACAAUAAGGUGGAGAGAAAUAGUAGAAUUGAAAUAUCUGAAGAGAAGCUACAACAAUGUUGGUCCGAAAACCCGAUGUCACUACAAGAAACUGCAGAAAAAAUAUUUGGAGUAUCGAGGUCUACAUUGAAACGAACAAUAAAAGAAUUGGGUGUCGAGAAGUGGCCAAGAAAAGGAAGAAAACAACAGCCUGAUGCAAAGAAGAGGAAAACAAACAAUACAGCACCAUUGAAAGUUAUUGCUCACAACAGAAUGUGGUGAACCUAGGUAGUUCAGCAGCUCACACGGAAAAUGUGCAGUGUAUAAUGGGAUCAGACCUGCAUUUGGAAGAGCCCUUAAUUGAAAGCCAUAUGGAUAUCCAGCAACAAGUCCAAGGGCAUCUGGAAGGCGCUCUUCAUACAACUGAAAGUUCAGGCACAAUUGUUGUAAAAGCCACUUACAAGGAGCUUUCAGUGAGAAUUGUUUUCUCUUUGACUUUACCGAUUAAUCAACUAAUUGAAGAAAUAGGCAUGAAGUUCCAACUUGAGUUGAACAAAUAUAGAUUGCUUUAUCAAGAUGAAGAUAAAGAGUGGAUGAUGCUGACUAGUGUGGAAGAUUUGAAGUAUGCUUCGAAUGUUGCUGAAUCAUUGGGAACCAAGUUUGUUAGAUUGUCUGUUAUUGACUAUGUUGUUUAAUAAUGUGCUUCCAUUUAUUUGAGUGAUUUAAGUGUAACACUCCAAAGUUGACCUAAGUAUUGUAGAGAUGUUUGUCUGUUAUGAACAAAAAAUUGUCGUGAUGUAACUCAAUAACUUUACUGCUCUACUGAAUAAUACCAGUACAUGAAUAUUUUUAUUUUUUGUGAUGGAACAAGAACUUUGUGAUA
This is a messenger RNA of Chenopodium quinoa (quinoa), 2079 nucleotides long. RefSeq names its product leucine-rich repeat protein soc-2 homolog. The transcript has 3 exons. Lineage: Eukaryota; Viridiplantae; Streptophyta; Magnoliopsida; Caryophyllales; Amaranthaceae. Bases 102 to 1478 code for a protein of 458 amino acids. The record is from RefSeq and is a predicted model, not a curated record.